This is a messenger RNA of Durusdinium trenchii, 909 nucleotides long. Lineage: Eukaryota; Dinophyceae; Suessiales; Symbiodiniaceae. The record is from the annotation of a GenBank genome assembly.
AUGGCGAAACUCUUAUUGCCCUCAGCAGCCUUGGAAAGGCGUCCGGGCGUCCAAACACCUUGCGAAGAGGAAGACAGCGAGGCAGAUGAUGAUGCCUUCAGUUGCAAGAGCUGGGACAGAACGAGGACCCCUGAUGCCUCGACGGAAGUGAUAGGAGGACAAUUUGAGCUGGUGCAAAGAAUAGGCCGUGGUGGUGUGGCCAGCAUGCACCAAGGCAAGUGUCUGAGGACUGGCCGGCUAGUGGCCAUCAAGACCAUUUUCAAGGAAAGCACGGUCGAUCGAAAAGCUGCUUUGAGUGAGGCGGCUGUCUUGCGUGCCUUAGAUCACUCGCAAAUCAACAGACUCGUUACAGUGGUCGAGGAUGAGUUCAACAUAUAUCUUGUUCUCGAAUACUCUCCAGGCAUGGAUUUGAUGGAGAUGCUUCUUCAAUCUGGCCCGAUGGAGGAAGAGUCUGCGGCAAAUAUUAUACAACAGAUGGUGGAAGUCUUGGCAUAUUGUCAUUCGCAUGGCAUUGUGCACAGAGAUGUGAAGCCUGAGAAUAUUAUGCUUUGCGGGGAUGAGAUCAUGCUGGUGGAUUUUGGUCUGGCAGCAGAGGUUGGCAAAGUGCUUGAAGAAGGAGAAGAUGAAGGUACUCCCAUUUAUCUUGCUCCUGAAGCCCGCUGUGGGCCAGUGAGUUGCGACGGCUCUUUGGAUAUGUUUAGCCUCGGGGUGGCCUUAUUCGCGAUGCUGUCUGGUCGACUUCCCACACAUCGAGCUAGCCCUGCUUUAUCCAGCGAGUCACUUCUACCAGACGUUUCGCCAGGAGCCAGAGAUUUCCUCGCGCAACUUCUGGCAGAGCCAGCGCAACGAUUGUCAGCUUCGCAGGCGCGCGAACAUCCGUGGCUUGUCAGUUGUGGCUGUCGCAUAUGA